This is a messenger RNA of Trypanosoma theileri, 8898 nucleotides long. RefSeq lists its product as uncharacterized. NCBI's taxonomy places the organism in Eukaryota, Euglenozoa, Kinetoplastea, Trypanosomatida, Trypanosomatidae. The transcript has a single exon. The coding region runs from base 1 to 8898 and encodes 2965 amino acids. The record is from RefSeq and is a predicted model, not a curated record.
AUGCAUUCAGAUGUAAAAAUAUAUCCACCUAAUCGACACCGUCUGGGUAGGGGUUCCAAUACAUUUAUGCACACGUUGCUGCUGCUGUUACUUGUUACAGUGAUUGCAAUGUUUGUCACACCCCCCUGGUUCCCCGUGGCGCAUGCUCUCCCAUUCAAACUGGCUGGUGAUACAAUCAACAAUAACACUGUAUUUGCGUACGGCGUGGACAGCGUGUUACUGGACGGUGUGUCCAUCGGAAACAGUGCAUCGGUGGUGUUUGAUGUCACCGCGAUGCUCCCUGGUGCGGUGCGCAUUGAGCUGAAGGACUGCGUGUGCGAUGGUGGGUCGCAGAUCUAUGUGUUGGGGUACAAUGGUGAUCCCGCAAGUGACCGGAGUCUGGAAGUGAGUGUGGACAGAUUAUCUGGUCGUUUCUGCUCAUUCGUCUUGGCGCACAACCUGCCUCCGCAGACCAACGUGACAAUCCGAGACUCUACGAUCGUGACGACGGGACCCGUGAGCUACGCACCGGUCAGCGGCCUGACGGAUGCCGUUGCGGCCCCGCUUGUGCUGUAUGCGACUGCGCUUUCGCAGUCAGAGCUGCGUGUGGAGAACAGCGUUCUGCGGACGUCCGCCGCCGGUGGGAUGGCGCUCUACGUGGGUGGCAACGUGUACCUACUGUCGAGUGCUGUGGUGCUUGACGGUGUUUCGCUGGAGGCGAGUGGGGGUGACGGGGCGUACGCGAUGUACGUGUCGCCUGCGUCUGUUCUGAGUCUGCAGAGCCUUUCAGUGUUCUCUGUAACGAAUGCGUCUGUUGUGAGUAGCGGCAGUGGAAUCGUCCUUGGCGAUAGCCUCACAAUGUCCCGUUCUGUGUUUCGCCUUGUGCGCCUUAAUGCGAACAUCGCCAACCCACUGCUGCACGCAGGUGGAGGAACGAUUGGCGUUGACGCGUGGCUCGACAUAUACGGUGUACGUGUGUCAGCAGUUGCAGCAGCUGGUGUGUCAUCAUCGCGGGUCGCAUCGCUGUCAUCCGUAACGCUUGAUGGCGGUGUUGUCUCAAUUGUGCACUCUAUUGCUUCUGGCGCAACAUUUGCCACCGCUCCGACAGUGACAAGUGGCAUUAUUUCAGUGCAAUGUAACCGUCUCGGGACAAAGGUGCUGGAGGACACGAAUGAUUACACAGCCGCUGGUAUGCUCUCUGUGAACGUUGCACCAUGUUUCAGCUGCGUGGAGAAUCAGCGAUGCUUUACCGCACUGACAUCAUCGUUUCUGCCUAAUAAUUGUACGUGCAGCUGUUCUUCUGGUAGUUUCGGCCCCUCGUGCCUCCCGUUUGACGUGCCUUUCGCAAAAGUCAACACUCUUCCAUGUACUACUGACAUUACAGUAACAGAGUCCGCGACGCUUGGUUUUGAGGAAUCAUCACUGUGCUUUAACAACGUUACGUUUAGUGGGCCGAUCACUGUGACAGUGGACCUGCGCCAGAUGAACACCUAUGUUGACUCUGUGAAUGUGACACUCUCCAAGUGCUUCCUCACUGGUGGUGCGCAGCUGAUCAUAAAUGGAUUGAAUACUAUAGAGGAAUGGAUGCCUCCUCUUAUGGUAGACAUGACGAAUGAUAUAUCAAAUGAGGCUACCAUAGUAUUCCAGAGUCAGAUGCCACGGAAGUCACGUAUCAUUUUGGACAAAUCAGAGCUCUAUGCGACAACGGACGGAUCACUGUACGUACCCACGACCACUGGUGAGAAGAAUAAAAAGUAUGGGCCUGUACUUGUGUUAAACAACCUGUGGUUAUUUGAAGGUCAGUUGCUGCUCAUGCAUACAAUGUUUCAAUGUGAUGGAGACAUGUGUUCCUCAAUUCUUGUGGAACACGACUUAAACCUGCAAGAACAAUCAUCAUUCUAUUUGUAUGGUUCUAUUUUAUAUGCUCAGGACUGUGCAAUAUAUUUCCUGGCAAGUGACCUUUACGUCUUAUCAAGUUCCGUGGUGUCGCUACAGGUGAAUAGAUGGUAUACCUAUGGGAUUGCCGCAUUGAAAUCUCAACAAAUAGUAUUGCGCGACAGAGGAGUGCUGAUGGUCUUUUGGAAUUAUUAUUUUCUCUGGGGUGCAGGUUUCACAGCAAGUAAUAUCACCGUUGAAAAAGAGAGUUUACUUAGCAUACGUAUGACAGAUUUCAACUCCAUGUUUGUUUUUCAUGUGGAUGACGUCAAAGGGAAUAUUUAUCUCCUUGAUAACAGUGUAUUGUCGUUUCAGAAACUGACAAUUGCCCAAGGAUGGCAGUUGCCUAAAACUGUAUGGAUUACGAAUGAUUUGCAUCCUGUUGUUUCUGCAGACUCUGUUAUAUAUGGUGGGAAAUUUUUGUACCUGGGUACGUACAUAACCGACUAUUCUGUUGCGAAGUUAAACGCUCCAGUUACGGUCUUUCCGACGCUUAAAUGUGAAAAAGAGCUCAUUUGUUAUCUUCCAUUUACAGUAUCCGCUAAUGUUGCUAGCUGCAGUUGUGUGUGUACUGAAGGUGGCUACGGAAGAUAUUGUUUACCGGCUCCUGUCGAUGGUAUAGUUUUCAACAGAGUUUUUCUGCCACCCGUUACGACGCUUUACUGCAUACGUCGCCACACCUUUGGUAAUAUUAUUGUGGGGUAUAGUUUUGAUCACGGAAUCUGCUUGAUUGAUAUCAAGUUCAACGCACCAGUUACUUUGGUUCCUCCCAGUAGUACGACACUGCCACCAAAUUACAAUGUAACUUUUUUGCGCUGUAAUUUCAUGGGACUUAGAAUAGAAAAUGGGCGUACAAACUAUUUAAUUACAAUAGACGCAUCUGUUUUUCAGGUGCCGUCAACAGAGAGUGCUGCGUUGAUUAUGAAAGGUGCGUUUAAAGGCGGUUCAAAGAUUAUCGUAAAGGACAACACCAUCACUUCACUGGCAAACAGCGGAAUAUUGUUUGACACAAAUUCUAUCGGAACAAAUUCGAUAAUACUGCUGCUUAACAAUAAAAUUGUUGCAGUUCAGAAUGCUAUUCUAUUCAACAGCAACUAUAUCAUUGAUGGAAGCAGUUUUGUCGUGCAAAACUCCACACUGACGACUUCAAGCAAGAUUGAUCAAACAUACGCUGCAUUGAAAACUCUCCAACUGAGUUUGGUGAACGGAGGGUACUUUGACUUCAGUGGCAACACACUGGAUACUGUUAGUGGUGUUAUGCUAUCUGAUGCGCUUCAAGUUUCAAAAAAUGGUCUAUUUAGAGUGGCAGGUUGCAGCUUCCUUGGGACAUCAGGAUAUGCGAAAAGUUCACUUCUCUUUUUGUCAGUGUCAGCGGCAUUAGCUGAUGGUAGUCAGUGGCGCAUGGAAAGGAACAAUAUGAAUGCUGGGUAUAUUAUUUUUAAUACUGGAUCCUCUAUAGUAUUAACAGGUGGCGGGACCACUGCUGUGAUAUCAAGCAAUACACAGGCGAAAUGGACUGCCGCGUUCUCUGGUUUGAAUCCCUCACUCACUACCGUCAAUGCACCCUCGAAGUUUGUUGUGGGGUGUAACCGACUCAACGACAAAGAGGUCACCUACGAUGAUGUGUUCCCGACUACUGUUACAAAGUUCAGCUGUGGGUCGUGCAACAAUGACGCGGCUUGUUACAUGCCCAACACAGAGUCGGUGAGCAGCUCUUGCACGUGCAAUUGCAAGGCCAACGGAUAUGGGCCCUCGUGCAUGCCGUUCAAUCUCUCAGCUGCUCUUCAUCCCCCACCGCCGCCACCCCCGCCGCCGCCUCCACCGCCGCCACCCCCACCACUACCAUCACCACCAACGAUUGGUGAGUGCAUGAGCAACAUGGAAUAUCCGGAGGUGACGCAGACGAUAGGAAGCGGGCUGCCGUGGCUGUGCUUCCGCAACGUGACAUUCAGCGGGUCACUUAUGCGUCUAACGGUGGAUAUCACUGCAAUGAAGGGUGAUGUUGCAUUCAUAAUAUUUGACAGAUGUCAGUGGUUGAACGGCGCCGUGCUAUUGCUGAAUGCGGGAAAUGGUGGCUCUACAGUAGGGGCGCUAAAUAUUGAUAUUAUUCACAACACAUUUGAGGAUGCGUUGCUGAGCCCAGAGGGUGUGUUCCCUCCUCAGACGAACAUUACAAUAGAAGGGAAUCACUUCCACAUCACCAAAAUUAUCAAUCAUCCUUCUAUUACUCUUUCAAAUCCCACAUGUCUCGUAGUGAAUCAACUGAAUGUAAAAAGUCACUCUGCUGUCACACUUGUUGACAAUAUAUUUGAGGUUCUUGCACCCUCAGGACGUGGCGUUUACGUGAUAAAGGAUGCCCUUACAGUGAUGUCGAACUCCCUAUUCACUAUGGUAAACAAUACAUUCACUCUGGAUAAUGAAGAUGGGACGGCAUUCUACCUACAAGGGACGGUUACAUCAUAUUCGCUGCGUGUACUAGAUAACUCUGCGGUUGUUAUCCAAGGCAACACUGUGACAAAGACACUGUUGGACUUUGCUAUGCUUACUUGGAAGAUGGACGUAGAAUCUCUGUCUGCUGUUGUGUUAAAGAAUAACGAUGUAAUGUUGGGAUCCAGUUUGCUACAUGUAGAGCAGGGCAUCACAGUUGUUGGUGAUUCAUGGCUUCAGCUUGAAAGGAAUCGUGCAAACGGAGAUAUCAAGAAUGGAGUUGUGUACAUUUCCAGCACAGUGAAGCUUGAAGACUCUACGGUGGCAGUGGGAAGGAGCCUUGUUGCGUCUACUACAGGAAACCCCAAUAUUUUGGGUGGUCUCAUGUCAUCACAACCGGAUGUGGUACAAUCGAAAAUGCUGCUGCACUGCAACAAGGUAAACAAUGUCGAGGUAACAAGCUACGAGAUUCCCCCAGCGUACGACCCCACGAUUGUGAGCUGCAGUAAUUUAUGCAGCCCCAUGACGUCAUGCUUUCCAGCAUACACUGCAUCAACACAUGAAUCAGCUGAAGGGUGUGUAUGCGAGUGUGCAGAGGGAGGCCAUGGCGAGAUGUGUCUCCCAGUUGAUACCCCAAACGAUGGAGUGGAUUCCUGCGUGCGUGACAUCACUGUGACGUGGGAGGUGAUCGAGGGCUUUGGAAAGUCGGAGGUGUGCUACGUGGGUGUGACCUUCACUGCGGACAUUGUUGUGGACGUGAGUGCAAUGUCGGGUGACGUGCGCAACGUGACGCUCAUGAACUGCACGAUGGUUGGCACCGCAAGUCUGUACGUUGUGGGUUGGGAGUCCAACCCGCCUGCUGGUCAGCGUGUGGAGGUGUGGAUCAGUGGGCUUGUGUCGCGCUCUGGCGGCGGGGUGCUGCUGGCGAACAGGUUCCCGCAAGGUUCUCGUGUCACUGUGGUGGACUCCUUGCUGAUCGCUGAGACGGCUGUUACGUACCGCAGCGGUUACAACCUUGGGGGCUCGUCGGCGUGCCUUGUGUUGUACAAUGUGAAUCUGGCUGGUAGUGUGCUGACAGUCGCGCGCACGCGGGUGGUUGCGGUGUUCGGUGACGCGCACGGUGUGCUUGUGGCCGGUGGCCUGGUGCUGUCGUCUGGUGGUGCGCUGUACAUGGAGCAGCUGUUGGUGCAGACGGCGCUGGGGUUGUGCGUGUCGAUGGAGGGCGACGUGACGGCAGGCGGUGGCUCAGUGCUCGCGUUUGUCGAUAGUGAUUUCUUGCUAUGCAAGCACGCGGUGUCUGUGCGUGGGACCUUUGAUGUGACCGGCUCUGUUGUGGCGUUUGUGCGGAGCGACUUUGCGUCGACGCAGGACUAUGCGGUUGCGUUUCAUUCAACGGUGAGUUUCACUGAGGGAUCGAUGCUGCUGAUGAAAGCUAACACGCACGACAACAGUGAGAGGGAGAUGAUGUACGCUGCUGGUACCCUGACGGCUAGAGGGAGCACGCUGAGCUUUGCACGUAAUGUGGGAUUGUCCCCGCGGAUGCUGUCUGUGGAUAUCUCGUUUGGCCCUGGGGCGCACCUGAAUGCGGCAUGCAACAGUGUUGGCGGGAGAGUGCUGACGACGGCGGCUGAGUACGCUGCGGCUGGUUUCGGCGACGCUGCGCGCAUCGAAGUUAUUGACUGUGACACGUGCGACAAGGACGCGUACUGCUACGCUCCCGGAACGGCGUCAGCCGCCAAGGAGGGUGACGAGUGCGUGUGCAGUUGCGGCAGCAGCGGACAUGGUGAGGCGUGUUUGCCUGUGGAGAGCGUCACGCUGCCGCCCGCCCCGAGUCCUUCGUCGUCGUUUGUCAUCGAGAAUACAACGGUGCGAUCGACGAUCGUUGUACCGACUGGCGUGGGCGAGGUGACACUGCGCCACGUGGAGAUGGACGGCGUGCAGACUGUUGUCUAUGUACCCUGGACAGGGAGCAGUGGUGUGCGAAUUAUUGUACAGAACGUGACGCUGCGCAAUGGGGCCGUGCUGUACGUGAUGGGGGGAAGCGGACUGCGUCGCAUUAAACUCGCACAAAGGAGUAAGAACUAUAUUGGUCAUAACAGUGAUAGCUACCCGGUGGUACUCUCUAUGUGCAGUGUUAUGACAGCUGAUGGUGCGAUUGCCCUGACAGGCACCUUUCCAGAGGAUUCUAUACUGAGUAUUACGGACUCCCUCCUUACGACAGCAGCACCAACAUUGUUUCUAUAUUUGCCUGCUGUGCAGUCUGCAGUGUACUCUCCAGGACUGUUACUUUCAAGCCUUCGUCUUGUGCGUUCCGUUUUGAUUGUGUACCGCGUGUCUAUUGUGACUGUGAUGGCUGGUGGAUCUGCUGUCGUUGCUGACGGCACGGUGUUUGAACUGGACAACAGUGGCAUUGCGCUGGACGCUCUUCUGCUUGGUGGGGAACUUUCAUUGUACGCUGGUGUGCAACUGACGGCGUCCGGCAGCUCCGCAUUGCGGGUGUCGGGGAGUGAGUUGUAUGCGAGGCGUGGUCUGGUGUUCGACACGGGAGUAGCAGUAAGUAGGUCUGCUGUGGUUAUUGAGGACAACACGGGAACACUGAGUGAUGGAGCACUGUUGACGCUGCAAGGGAUGGUGUCAUUUGUGUCCGGCUCGUGGCUGUCGCUACAGGGUAACAAAUUCCCAGUCAAACUUCUGUCGCUGCCGUCAAGCCCAUCCAGUGCGGACUUCGUGAAGAGCACGCUUACACUAUACAAUAACAGCGGUGGUGGUUCCGCCGUGAUGGACGGAGCUGUCACGCUGGGGAGCGCUGGGAGCAAGUUUUUGGUGGGGUGUCUGAGUCUCAACGGUGAACCAUUGUUGCCGAGUGACUAUGAGUCUGUUGGUAUCACAGGUGUGACGCGUACCCUGGAGUGUGGGGCGUGUGGUAUUGAUGUGAAUUGCUUUUCCAUCAUGACAAGGGAGGUGUUGGAGACAUGCGAGUGUAUCUGUGUGAGAGGGGUGUAUGAGCGUGGCUGUCUGCCAGUGUUCAUGCCACACCCGGAUGGCUGUAAUAAACUGCAGCCGAAGCCGACAUUCACCUACACAGCGACGCUGACGCAGACGUCCACGGAGACGCUUACCUCCACGCUAACGCUGACCAUACCGACACCAACUGUUACCCUCACCUUAGACGAGCCUUUUGUUGCGGAACAGUCUGAGGUGAAUAGCGGACUCGCUGCCUUUUCUGGCAUUGCCGCUGCUCCGUUGACCGUUGGACUCUUUGUUGCUGGUGGUCUUGGAUCGAUCCUGGAUAUACAGACACUCGGUGGGUUUGCACUUAUGUCAUGUGCACCGGAUUAUGUGCGUGACAGUUCCGUGGCGCUGCCAUACUUUUUGUCGGUGUUUGCCAGUCUUGGUCCACUGUGGAUGGUGGUGGGUAACGCGUUGAUUGCCCUGGUGUUUGGAUGCGUGCAUUACGGACUGACGGUGGUAUUUGAGCGGUGGCGAGGUGUGGAUACGAUAAGCGCGCGGGCGGUGAUGCGUUUCCCAAGCUUGACGUACCUCGUGGCGUACCUAAUGCACCUUGGUAUCUUUGUGGGCUCUAUCUCCAUGCUGGCAAUGCCUGAUGCACAUCCACAGCACUACGUUGUCGGGGUGAUUGGCGCGCUAUACGGUGUGGCCUUUCCUGUUGCCACCUGCUACUUCAUUGCACACUACACCGAUGCGAGUUUCACAAAGUACUGGCAGUUCUCAAAGAAACCGGUGUAUGUGCGAUGGCUGUAUCCCGUUGGGUACUGGUGUCCGCCGGCACAGGUGCAGAUGUAUGGGAGCAUGUUUACAAGCAUGAAGGGCAGUUAUGCGUACUGGUGUGUGUUCCGAUUGGUGGUGCUCUGCGUUGUGGGAUUGAUUGCUGCUGUGCAGCCGCCGGUGGGCAGGUGUCACAUUCCGUACUUCUGCAUGGCGGCGGUGCUGUUUGUGGGUGCGGCGGUGUUGGGUUUCAUGAACAUGUUGCGCUCUGCGUUCCUGACGGUGAUGUACACGGUGAGUUUCGUGCUUCUGGCGGUGCUGUGCUUAAUCAAUGGUGCAAAUGCCAUAUCACCAAGUAAUCGUUCCUUGUGGGCUUUUGUAGCCUUUUUUGUAAUUCUGAUCAUCGUACUUCUUGUAAUUGGGGUUUGGUGUAUCGUAGUAUGGAUUUACGAGCGUCACCAAUGGCGUGACACGGACAUCGAUGUGGACAGUGAUCGCGAUCUAGAGACUGAAAACGAAGAAGGGAAGAUGGAUAAAGAGAACCCAUUAAUGAGCAGUAGUAACAAUACAACAACUCCAGAGUAUACGGCGCUAAGCAAAGAUGACAAGCCUUCGGUUGAUGCCACCGAUCUUGAUAUUAAAGAGUUUGAAGAGAAACCUCUCGAUGCCGGGACUACAACAGCGAACUCUGAAGUUCCAGAUGAAUUGGCUGCGCAAAUGGCCAGAGCCCGUAUGCGCCGACGUGUACCAGAUCGAUCACAUCGCAACAGCAAUAUGUUCGUUACAUGUCCUGAGACUGAAGGAGAAGAGUUGGCUGAUGAUAAUACGUAG